Molecule: messenger RNA, 581 nt
Organism: Zootoca vivipara (common lizard)
Lineage: Eukaryota; Metazoa; Chordata; Lepidosauria; Squamata; Lacertidae
Source: RefSeq, a predicted model, not a curated record
UUCGCCACGUGGGUGGCGCUGUGGGUUAAACCACUGAGCCUAGCCCUAGGGCUUGCCGAUCAGAAGGUCGGCAGUUCAAAUCCCAGUGACGGGGUGAGCUCCCCCUGCUCGGUCCCAGCUCCUGCCAACCUAGAAGUUCGAAAGCACGUCAAAGUGCAAGUGGAUAAAUAGGUACUGCUCCAGCGGGAAGCUGAAACUCGACGAGGUGAACGGCACGGCGGCCGGGAAGCGUCUCCACGCCGUGCUGGAGGACCUGACGGAGAUGGAGAAGGUCUUAAAGGACGUGGAUAUCCUCUCGGCGCUGGCCAAGCUCCUGCCCAAGGGUGCCUGCUCCUCCAGGCCGCCCGCCGCCACCUCCAACAGCACCAGCUCCGCCGGGAACUUCACCUCCGGCACCAACGCCAGCGCCGAGGAGGGCAAGGGGGAGAGCGAGGCGCCCGCCGAAGACCCCCAAGGGCAGUGCUCGGCCUUCGUCCAGCUUUGGGCCGGCCUGCAGCCCAUCCUCUGCGGCAACAACCGGUGAGGCCAAGCGGCCCAGAGCCCCACGGCUAUGCCAGAGGGGUCCGCAAGAUGCGAUUAGA